This is a messenger RNA of Rotaria socialis, 711 nucleotides long. The record is from the annotation of a GenBank genome assembly. NCBI's taxonomy places the organism in Eukaryota, Metazoa, Rotifera, Eurotatoria, Philodinida, Philodinidae.
AUGCUAAAAUAUCCAACAAUUAACAACUCUCGACCAGAUCUCGUUAAAUCCAUCGAACAACAUCAAGCCGUAAAUCAAAAUAUUAAAAAAUCCAACCCGUCAUUAAUUUUUAUCAAUACUCUCGUCAAUGGAUCACGUCUACGUGCCAUGAUUGAUACUGGCGGAACACAUUCAUUUAUUACUCAACGGGCAUUGAGCACAUUAUAUCAUUCAGUAGUCCCAUCAUGUGAUUGCAUAGCUCAAUUAGGUGAUGGUCAAACUAUGCUUAAAAUAGUGGGUGAAGUUCUACUAUUAUUGCAAUUUAAUAAAGUUUUUACACCUUUAAAUGUUCUCGUCGUCAAAACAAUGAAUACAGAUUUUAUACUUGGCAGUGAUUGGUGUACAAAAAAUGCAGCAAAAAUUGAUUAUGAAAAAAAUCAAGUGUCUAUACGUUCUUCACGUGGUCGUACAUUUAUUCCAUAUCACAAAAGCAUUGAGUGUUUAACUUUAGAUGUCAAAUCAAUUAAUGUUAUUCAUAUACCUCCACGCGAAUCAUAUACUGUUCAAGCCAAAGUAGAAUUAUCAUCAGCUGAUACGGUCUACUUCUCUCCUGUCGAUGCUAUACAACCAAAAAAAUCUAUUGUCAUGUCACCAUCGUUGUUACACAUAAAUAAUUAUACUACAUAUUUAGAAGUAUAUAAUCCUCAUGAUUAUACAUAUACAUUACCAUGA